Leptonychotes weddellii (Weddell seal) is the source of this 1050-nucleotide messenger RNA. Lineage: Eukaryota; Metazoa; Chordata; Mammalia; Carnivora; Phocidae. The record is from RefSeq and is a predicted model, not a curated record.
AUUCAAUCCACUGGCAGCGUCCUGGGAAAGUUGAAGAUGUUACAACAUUCUAUUAUCAACCCCGGGCUCCUUCUGUUGAAGUGGAGAUGACUUCAUACUUGCUUCUUGCCUAUCUUACUGCUUGGCCGGCCCCAUCUUCAGAAGACCUGUCUGUGGCCUCACGUAUUGUGAAAUGGAUCAUCAAACAACAAAACCCCAAUGGGGGCUUCUCCUCCACUCAGGAUACUGUGGUAGCUCUCCAAGCCCUGUCCAAAUAUGGAGCAGCAACUUUCAGUAAAAGGGAGAAAGCAACUGUAGUGACUGUCAAGUCUUCAGAGACGUUCUUUGAAGAAUUCCAAGUCCGCUAUACCAAUUGCCUGUUGCUGCAGGAGGUCAGGUUGCCAGAGAUUCCAGGGGAAUACAGCACGACCGUGUCAGGGUCAGGAUGUGUGUAUCUUCAGACAUCCUUGAGAUAUAACAUCCUGCCCAAGAAAGAAGGGAAAGUCCCCUUCAUUCUGAAGGUCGAUACUCUCCCCAAGAAUUGUGAUGGAGUACGUGCUCACAGGAAAUUCCAGAUUCACAUCAACAUUAGUUAUACUGGGGAACGACCAAGCUCCAACAUGGUCAUUGUUGACGUGAAGAUGGUAUCAGGCUUCAUACCUAUGAAAUCAUCAGUGAGAAAGCUCCAAGAAAAGCCUCAGAUUCAAAGGACUGAAGUGAGCACCAACCAUGUCCUGAUUUACUUUGAAGAGCUAACCAAUCAAAUUGUGAGUUUCUCCUUCUCAGUGGAACAAGACGUCCAAGUUGACAAUUUAAAACCAGCUACUGUAAAAGCCUAUGAUUAUUACGAGACAGGGGAAUUCACUAUUGAAGAAUACAGGGAUCCCUGCAGUGCUGAAUCUGAACACAGAAAUGCUUGAAAAUGGAAACUUGUGGACCUCAUCAGAUGAUGUUCUCCAGGAACGAAGGACAAAGACUUAUCAGGAGAGAGAAGAUAGUGGGAGAAAGAGGGGACAGGAAUUGGAAAUACAUAAAAUUUGAUGUUGAAUAAAUUUAUGACAUAUACACUUC